This is a messenger RNA of Aaosphaeria arxii CBS 175.79, 2387 nucleotides long. RefSeq names its product ARM repeat-containing protein. Gene Ontology annotation, molecular function: mRNA 3'-UTR binding. Bases 27 to 2387 code for a protein of 786 amino acids. Gene Ontology annotation, biological process: post-transcriptional regulation of gene expression. Lineage: Eukaryota; Fungi; Ascomycota; Dothideomycetes; Pleosporales. The record is from RefSeq and is a predicted model, not a curated record. The transcript has 8 exons. Gene Ontology annotation, cellular component: cytoplasm.
GUAUAUCAUUCCAUCUAAUCGACACCAUGAGUCUCAAUAUCACCUCGGAUGGCUCGCCUACUCCACGCAAAAAUCGAUAUUCCAUCGCGGAUGACCUGAAGAUCGACACGUCCGCAGAGACGUUGGGUAUGGCGGUAGGCUCUCGCCACCCCUUCCCCUCCAGGAUGACUGCACAUACAUCUACCAAUUGGCGUCUUGGUAGCCCAUCAUUGACAUCCAAUAUGCAGGGUGUCAAGCGCCCAAACUCGACGUCUCUCGAGCCCUCGGUCCCACUCAUCGCCUCCAAUCGCAACAACAAGCACCCGUCCCAACAGCAGCAGCUGCUUGCCAAAGCAUCGAAUCGUGUGCCUGUCGAUGGCUAUAAGCAAGCAUCCUCGUCUGUCGUAGAUUCUCUUCUGAGGCGUCUGUCUGAUCAGCCAUCUCCUCCGGAGAAGUACCAGGACAAGCAAGGAGAGCCGAACCACUCUAACAUGGGACUGACUAAGGAGUACGAGAACUCUUCCAAUGGUUCGCUCUCCAUUACUCCUGCUACAGAUGAACUCUCUCAGACUCCUGUUACUGAGCCGGAUCUACAAGGUGUUGUCGUCAAUGCUGUUGAGUUGCACCGCCUCAAGAAUGAGCUGCUCGAAGCCCGCAAUGAGGUCGCUCGCAUGAACCAGGAACUUCAUACGACUCAUCUUACCAAGUCUACUCUGGACCACGCUAUUGGUCAGUCAUCCGAUACGGACUACAACUACUACAAAGGUGAUGUGACCGAACAAGCUAUCUCACAGCUUCAGAAUAAGUUCAAUGCAUCCACCCGUCCCGGCUACGGUCCACAAGAUGGAUGGUCCAUGAACCAAGGUACAAUCUAUGACAAGAACGAUGGUGCCGUUCAAAUGCACCCUCGGGCCUCUACUGCUCAGCCAGGCUUCCGUGGUAGGAACUCUUAUUUGAAUGAGCCCAUGCAUUUCCCAUUGGAUCAGGGCUUCCGUGGCGGCUUCUCCAAUCCUCCAACUCGUCCCAACUCCGCCUUCGACAACCCACGCUUUGGUCCAUUCCCUGGCAACAUGAGCCCCGCGGUUCAGCCCAUGUCUGGCCCUCCAGCACCCAUGCAUGCACCACCCAAUGGCAUGAAUAAUUUCCAGGCUCGUGCCAUGGGCCCAUUCGGUACUCGUUUGUCCCCCGAGGCAGCCGAAUUCAGUGUUGAUGCGAUGGCUCCCACGCCAUGGAAUGCUCAGCAGCCCCUUAAUGAGGGUAAUGCCACGUACGCUUCCACAUCUGAGCCCAUGAACUAUCGCCGUCUUCUUGACCGUAACAUGAAUUGCAACUGGAAGUACAUUGUCGACAAGAUUAUCUGCAGCAACGACCAGCAGGCCUCCAUCUUCUUGCAACAGAAAUUGAAAGUUGGAACUGCAGAACAGAAGUUCGAGAUUGUUGAAGCCAUCAUCGCUCAAGCAUAUCCGCUCAUGAUCAACCGCUUUGGCAACUUCCUUGUUCAGCGCUGCUUUGAGCACGGUACUCCAGACCAGGUUAUCGCUAUUGCUGGCGCCAUUCGUGGUAACGUUCUGACUCUCAGCAUGGACGCCUUUGGAUGUCACGUCAUUCAGAAAGCUUUCGAUGCGGUUCCCGAAGAAUACAAAGCGACUAUGGUACAUGAGCUGCUUCGUCGCAUCCCCGAAACGGUCAUCCACCGUUACGCUUGCCACGUUUGGCAGAAGCUCUUUGAGCUCCGUUGGGUCAACUCGCCCCCGCAGAUCAUGCGUUACGUCAAUGAAGCUCUUCGAGGCAUGUGGCAUGAGGUUGCCCUUGGAGAGACCGGCAGUCUUGUGGUUCAGAACAUCUUUGAGAACUGUCUUGAGGAGGAUAAGCGUCCGUGCAUCGAGGAAGUCCUCGCUAGCAUCGAUGUCAUCGCUCAUGGUCAAUUUGGCAACUGGUGCAUUCAACAUAUUUGUGAGCAUGGAGCGCCCGCUGACCGUAGCCGUGCUAUUGAGCACAUCAUCCGCUUUGCCACGGAGUACAGCAUGGACCAGUACGCUUCUAAGGUCAUCGAGAAGUGCCUCAAGAUUGGUGGUAGUGACUUUCUGGAUCGCUAUCUUGACCGCGUUUGCGAAGGCCGUGCCGAUCGUCCUCGCAUGCCUCUGAUUGAUAUUGCUGGAGAUCAGUUUGGAAAUUAUCUCGUCCAGUACAUUCUGACCAACUGUGCUGCGCACCAUCGCGAGAUCGUCGCGAGCCAUGUGCGAAAGCACAUGGUCUCCCUCCGCGGUUCCAAGUAUGGCUCCCGGGUCGCCAUGCUCUGCUGCAAUCCGGCCCUCUCUACUCGCCCCGGACCUCCAGCUGGCAUGCAAGUCAACCGUUACAACAGCUCCAACCUUCAUCGCGGCGCUGGCUACACUGGUUUUCGUUAA